AUGGUGGACACCAUCCACAAGGAUGCCGCUCCAAUUCUCUCAUCUACGAACUCCAAGGAAGUCCCAGAUUCGUAUAUAAUCGUCUUCAAGAAGAACGUUUCCCCCUCUUCCGCUGCUGCUCAUCACCUCUGGGUCCAAGACCUGCACACGACCACGAUGGCCAAGCGAUCGCUUCGCAAACGCAACCAAUUUCCCUUCAAAAACGAUGUUUUUGAUGGCUUAAAACACACAUAUGACAUUGCUGGGGCACUGCUAGGCUACUCAGGCCAGUUCGACGAGGAGGUUAUCGAGCAAGUCCGGAGACAUCCAGACGUUCAAUACAUCGAGAAAGACUCUGAGGUCCAUGCUUUAGAAGAGCCAGUUACCCAAGCUAAUGCUCCAUGGGGUUUGGCUCGAGUUUCCCACCGCGACAGCCUGAGCUUUGGUACCUUCAACAAGUAUCUAUAUGCCGCACAUGGUGGCGAAGGUGUCGAUGUUUACGUCAUUGAUACCGGUACCAACACUGAGCAUGUCGACUUUGAAGGCCGUGCACACUGGGGAAAAACUAUACCCGCCGGCGAUGAAGACGUCGAUGGCAAUGGCCACGGAACUCAUUGCUCUGGCACAGUUGCCGGUAAGAAGUAUGGCGUUGCAAAAAAGGCCAACGUCUACGCCGUUAAAGUGCUCAGAUCGAACGGAUCGGGUACUAUGUCUGAUGUCGUAAAGGGAGUUGAAUGGGCUGCCACCAGCCAUGCUGAAAAUGUGUCCGCCGCUAAAGCCGGUAAAGGCAAGAAAGGCUUCAAGGGAAGUGCUGCUAACAUGAGCUUGGGAGGUGGAAAGUCUGUAACUCUCGACAUGGCCGUCAACGCUGCCGUCGACGCUGGUAUUCACUUCGCCGUGGCUGCCGGAAACGACAACGCUGAUUCCUGCAAUUACUCUCCUGCCGCUGCUGAGAACGCUGUCACUGUCGGCGCAUCAACGCUUGCUGAUGAGCGUGCCUACUUCUCUAACUACGGAAAGUGCAACGAUAUCUUUGCUCCAGGUCUGAAUAUCCUCUCCACUUGGAUUGGCAGCAAAUACGCCGUCAACACCAUUUCCGGAACUUCUAUGGCUUCUCCUCACGUCGCCGGUCUCUUGGCCUACUUCCUCUCUCUUCAACCUGAGAAGGAUUCCGCUUUCGCCGUUGAGGAAAUCACGCCUUCCAAGAUGAAGAAGAACAUGAUCUCUAUUGGAACUAAGAACGCUCUUAGCGAUAUUCCAACUAACACUGCUAAUAUUCUCGCCUGGAACGGUGGUGGUUCAUCCAACUACACAGAGAUUGUUCAAGAGGGUGGCUAUGAAGCCCAUACUCUUAGCGACAAGGCUGCUGAUUUAGUUGAGAAGAUCGAGAAGUUUGAGGAAUACGCCACCAAGGAACUUGGAGCCAUCUACAGCGAAAUCAAAGAUGCUUUUGCCAUCUAA
Messenger RNA from Ophidiomyces ophidiicola, 1440 nucleotides. RefSeq names its product proteinase B (gene PRB1). Gene Ontology annotation, biological process: proteolysis. The transcript has 3 exons. Gene Ontology annotation, molecular function: serine-type endopeptidase activity. NCBI's taxonomy places the organism in Eukaryota, Fungi, Ascomycota, Eurotiomycetes, Onygenales, Onygenaceae. The coding region runs from base 1 to 1440 and encodes 479 amino acids. The record is from RefSeq and is a predicted model, not a curated record.